AAGAAAAUGGCAAAGUCGUUCCUCAUGAUUAACAGCUCCAUGAAUAAUAGUUCAUGGCUUCUCUUAGUGUUAUUCUUUUUCAUUGUGGCUUCAUCUCUAAAAGGAUCGGAAGCGGCAGUGUAUAAUGUGCUGAGCUACGGGGCGAAGCCCGAUGGGAGGGCCGACUCGACCCUAGCAUUCCAAAGAGCAUGGUUGUCGGCAUGUGGGUCGGCCAUGCCGGCCACGGUCUAUGUCCCGCGGGGAAACUUCAUGCUGAGGCCGGUGGUGUUCAGCGGACCGUGCAAGGCUAGGAUCGUGUUUCAGGUCGCGGGGACCCUGAUAGCUCCAUCAAAUUACUGGAGCUUGGGGAAUUCAGGGUAUUGGAUAUUGUUCAUCAAGGUUACAGGGGUUAGGGUUUAUGGAGGGACUCUCAAUGCACAAGGUUCUGGUUACUGGGCUUGCAAGAGCUCUGGCAAGAGUUGCCCUGGGGGAGCUAGGUCGAUAUCGUUCCAGUGGUCGAGCAAUGUCGUGAUCAGUGGCAUAACGUCUGUGAACAGCCAAAUGUUUCACAUCGUGAUUGACAACUGCGUGAAUGUGUUGGUCCGGAACGUGAAGAUAAGAGCGCCGGCACAGAGCCCCAACACCGAUGGCAUCCACAUCCGUUCUUCCACCGGAGUAACCAUUGCCUCCUCCUCCAUCAUGACCGGUGACGACUGCAUCUCCAUCGGUCCAGGAUCCAAGAACAUCUGGAUCCAGCGUAUCGUCUGUGGCCCCGGGCACGGCAUCAGUGUUGGAAGUCUGGGAGAGGAUGCGAAUGAAGAUGGAGUUCAGAAUGUGACAGUGACAGGUGCGGUUUUCAAAGGUACUCAGAAUGGAGUGCGGAUCAAAUCUUGGGGAAGGCCAAGCAAUGGAUUUGCUAGAACCAUUUCUUUCAGGAACAUCCUCAUGAAGAAUGUGUUCAAUCCUAUCAUCAUAGACCAGAAUUACUGUCCAGACAACUCAAAUUGCCCUAAUCAGAAUUCAGGAGUGAAGAUUAGCCGAGUUACCUACAAGAACAUCAGGGGAACAUCGGCCACGCCAGUUGCGAUGAAUUUCGCUUGCAGCCCGACGAAUCCGUGCUGGGGCAUAGCAUUACAGAACAUAGAACUCACGUAUCUUACUACACAAGCCACUUCUUACUGUAAGAAUGCUGGAGGCAGCAGCAGUGGAAUUGUUGUACCGAGAAGCUGUUUCUGAAUUAGAUAGAACUUC
This is a messenger RNA of Rhodamnia argentea, 1230 nucleotides long. RefSeq names its product polygalacturonase. NCBI's taxonomy places the organism in Eukaryota, Viridiplantae, Streptophyta, Magnoliopsida, Myrtales, Myrtaceae. The transcript is spliced from 4 exons. Gene Ontology annotation, biological process: carbohydrate metabolic process. Gene Ontology annotation, molecular function: polygalacturonase activity. The record is from RefSeq and is a predicted model, not a curated record. Bases 7 to 1215 code for a protein of 402 amino acids.